AAUUAAUCGCACACCAAAAGGUCCAUCACUAGCUGUAUUUGACAAAUCAAGCCAUAAAGAAAAGGAAAAAAUGAGUGCGACAACGAAUGAAAACAUCAUUUGGACCAUAAAAAACGGAGAAAUUGACGCUGUACAAGCUGCCUUCCAAAACAAUGCACAAAAUGUAAAUGAGGAAAUUAAGGGACGGUACCCAGUCCACUAUGCAGCGGAUUUUGGACAACUUAAUGUGCUUGAAUUUCUAAUUAAUAUAGGAGCUGAAGUUGAUAGAAAAGACAAGCAUGGUAUUACACCAAUUCUGGCUGCCAUUUGGGAAGGACAUACGAGCUGUGUGGAAUUUCUUCUGAAAAAGGGAGCAAGCAAGAGCGGCUCUACUCCAGAUGGCCAAAGCUACCUCGAGGCGGCGGAAAAGGACGAAAUUAAGAAACUACUUGCAUAAAUUGUAGAAUUGUAAUUAAGAUACAAACCAUUAGUUUCAGUAUCAAAUUCAUUUUUAAAACAGU
Drosophila serrata is the source of this 500-nucleotide messenger RNA. Its product is annotated as myotrophin. The record is from RefSeq and is a predicted model, not a curated record. Gene Ontology annotation, biological process: protein K6-linked ubiquitination. Gene Ontology annotation, cellular component: BRCA1-A complex; BRCA1-BARD1 complex. Gene Ontology annotation, molecular function: protein binding; ubiquitin-protein transferase activity. NCBI's taxonomy places the organism in Eukaryota, Metazoa, Arthropoda, Insecta, Diptera, Drosophilidae.